CACUUCGGUGCGAACAGCUUCCGCGGGAGUGAAUGCUCGCCAAUCGCGGGCAUGGUGAGCUGCAGUCGGGUAUUGCUCAGAAAGUAUGGAAACUUCAUUGAUAACUUGAGACUCUUCACCAGGGGAGGAAGUGGUGGAAUGGGCUACCCUCGCUUAGGUGGAGAAGGUGGGAAAGGUGGUGACGUCUGGGUUGUAGCCCAUAACAAAAUGACUUUAAAACAACUUAAAGAUAAAUAUCCUCAGAAACGGUUUGCGGCUGGAGAAGGAGCAAACAGCCGAGUUAGUGCACUGAAAGGCUCCAAAGGAAAAGACUGUGAAAUUCCUGUACCUGUGGGUAUUUCAGUAACUGAUGAAAAUGGUAAAAUUAUAGGAGAAGUCAGUAAAGAGAAAGACAGAAUUUUGGUAGCUGAAGGAGGUCUUGGUGGUAAAUUACUUACAAAUUUCUUACCAUUGAAAGGCCAGAAACGAGUAAUUCACCUUGAUCUAAAACUUAUAGCUGAUAUAGGCUUGGUGGGAUUCCCAAAUGCUGGAAAAUCCUCUUUGCUAAGUAAGAUUUCUCAUGCAAAACCUGCAAUUGCAGAUUAUGCAUUUACAACAUUAAAGCCUGAACUGGGAAAAAUUAUGUAUAAUGAUUUCAAACAGAUAUCAGUAGCUGAUCUUCCUGGUUUAAUAGAAGGAGCACACAUGAACAAAGGAAUGGGCCACAAAUUCCUCAAGCAUAUAGAAAGAACUAAACAACUACUUUUUGUUGUUGAUGUUUCUGGAUUUCAGCUUUCUUCCCAAACUCAAUACAGAACUGCCUUUGAAACCAUACUACUGCUUUCAAAAGAGUUGGAGUUGUACAGAGAGGAACUUCAGACAAAACCUGCGCUCCUGGCAGUUAAUAAAAUGGACUUGCCAGAUGCCCAAGAUAAAUUCCAUGUACUGAUGAACCAACUCCAGAAUCCUAAAGAUUUUUUACAUUUAUUUGAAAAACACAUGAUUCCAGAGAGGACCGUGGAGUUCCAACACAUCAUCCCCAUCUCUGCAGUUACUGGAGAAGGAAUUGAUGAACUAAAGAACUGUAUAAGGAAAUCUCUGGAUGAACACACCAACCAGGAAAAUGAUGCAUAUCAUAAGAAGCAGUUGCUUAAUUUACAUAUUUCCAAUACAGUAUCUUAUAGUGAGCCACCAUCAAAGAAUGCUGUUACUAGUCCCAGAAUAGAUAUAACUUAAAUCUGUUAAAAGUGAUAUUGAAAUUGCAUUCAUUUGGAAGCUUUUCCACAGACAUAUUUUUUAGAAGGUUAAUUGAUACUAACCUGGUGUAUAUGCCAUCAUUCAAGAAUCAUACUUUUUAAAGAUGUUUUGUACUUAAGUCUAUCAACAGUAAAAAAAGUAACUGAGGGUUAAAAAUGACAGUUUAUAAUUUUAUGGCCAAUCCACCUAUAAUAAAAUCCUAUAAUAUUCCUGUACAUAUGUCUCUAGUGAGAUCAUUUUUUUA
Molecule: messenger RNA, 1480 nt
Organism: Eubalaena glacialis (North Atlantic right whale)
Lineage: Eukaryota; Metazoa; Chordata; Mammalia; Artiodactyla; Balaenidae
Gene: GTPBP10
Product: GTP binding protein 10
Exons: 10
Coding region: 52-1215 (387 amino acids)
Cellular component (GO): mitochondrion
Molecular function (GO): magnesium ion binding; GTP binding; GTPase activity
Source: RefSeq, a predicted model, not a curated record